This is a messenger RNA of Papilio polytes (common Mormon), 1963 nucleotides long. RefSeq names its product protein REVERSION-TO-ETHYLENE SENSITIVITY1. The record is from RefSeq and is a predicted model, not a curated record. The coding region runs from base 178 to 732 and encodes 184 amino acids. The transcript has 4 exons. NCBI's taxonomy places the organism in Eukaryota, Metazoa, Arthropoda, Insecta, Lepidoptera, Papilionidae.
UUUGACUGACACUGACAGCGUUAUCAAUCUACUAAAAUACUAAUAUUUAUCAUUAAUCGAUUUGUCUACGAUAAUACUUGACUUACAAAAGUUGCAUUUGAAAAGUUUUAAUUUCAGUUCUAACUUUUUGAGCUCGCUUUGAUAUGGAUAUAACGAACGUGUAAGUUAUUUCCAAGCAUGAAUGGUGAUCAAAGUCCUGGAAGCCCUUUAGACCUUAGCGAUCGUGAACAAGCUGUGUUAAUGGACCCUAUUGACCAUGAGAGAUGUAGAUAUCCUUACUGUAUUGUUUGGACCCCUAUACCUGUUCUAACAUGGAUUUUCCCAUUCCUUGGCCACAUGGGAAUAUGUACUUCUAAUGGAGUCAUCAGGGACUUUGCGGGUCCAUAUUUUGUAUCAGAGGAUCUGAUGGCUUUUGGCAACCCCACCAAGUACUGGCAACUCUCUCCUCAGAAGGCAUUAAAUGGACAGGCCGGCUGGGAUACGGCUGUCACUGAAGCAUCUGAGAUAUAUAAAAAAAGAAUGCAUAUAAUAUUUUAUGAUAACUGCCACUCACAUGUGGCCACUGCUCUGAACAUCAUGAACUAUGGAGGCUGCAAAAACUGGAACAUGGUCAAAUUGGCAUUCUACAUGAUUCCUUAUUCAAAAUAUGUCAGUUUUGGAAGUUUUCUGAAGACUUGGUUACCUUUCCUUAUCAUUGCAGCUUUCAUCUGUGUCCUUGCAGCAAGAAUUUAAGUAGUUUAUUAUUGGUUUACCUAACUUGUUUGUUGUUUUACUUUGAUAUGUAAAGCACAAAAUGGCACAAUCGUCUACAAUAUCCAAGUAGAAAUUGCUGUGAUGGCUCUUGAAUGGCAAAAUCCUUGUUUUACAUUUUUCAAUUAAUCAAUUUUGUUUAUAAUAAUUGAUUACUUAUUCACUUAUUUCAUGGUAAUUUUGCCCAUUUUAUGGCAAUUAAAAUUUGGUGUUGGCAAUCAAAAUCCUAAUCUAUAGAAAUGUUUAUAGUAGAAUGUUUGUGAAAAUGUGUUAUAAAUAAUCUAAAAUCAUGUAUAUUGUGUAACUGUGGUUCACUGUUUUUAAAUACAUAUUUCUAAUCUAUGUAGUAAUUGAUUUGUAUAUUCAUGUUUUUGUCACACAAAAAUAAUAGAGUAUUUUAAAAAUAUUCAUUAGCCUUGGGGCCAAUGUCUUUAUGGUAGAUUGUACCAUUUUAACUAUAUCACGCUAAUGUAUUUCUAUAUAUUAAACUCAUUAAGUGCCUGUAGUUUGUUUGAACUUGUAACUUUUUGAGUCAUUUGAAAUUUUCCUAUAGCUCCAAUGAAGUGGGGAAUUAUUUUUCUACAUUCCUUGGCCCGAUUUAAAAAUGUACCUUGGACAUGUAUAAAAUUUAAAUCAAUGUUGCUUUGGACACUACCUGUUUUUUGGAUUUAUAUAGUUACUUCAUUAUGUACACAGCAGCUGCAGCAGUUUUUAGGAACUUCAUUUAAUAAACUUUCUAGUUUAGUACAUUGUCUAAUUUUAUAAAAUAAGAGUGUAUUUAUUUAUGGUGCUUGUAUUUACUGCAAUAUCUUUGUAUUAUGUACUUCCAAGAUCUUCACAUUGCCAAAUUCAUCUAAGAGUACUCUUACCUUUUUUACAACUGUGUGGAGAAAUAUGGAUGUAGUGAUUCAAUAUAUAUUUUGUAAAAUAAAUAAUCUAUUUCAAACUAUACAGUAUAUUAGAUGUUUGUACAAUUGUGACGUCAUAUUUAAAUUAUUUACUAAGAUUAAUUUUAUAUAACUAACACAUGCCAGGACAUCACAUAACAAGUAAAAAACAAGUGGCAUGGAAUGUGUUAAUUUUAAAUUAUAUAAGUUUGAUCUUUUCUUGUAAUUAUAAAUUUAUCUAUCUUAAUAUUUGUGUACUUUAUGUUGGAUAGUAUUUAUUAAUGUAAAACGGGUUUAAAAUAAAUUAAAAACCUUUUCAAAUUUUA